Messenger RNA from Schistosoma spindalis, 1181 nucleotides. Lineage: Eukaryota; Metazoa; Platyhelminthes; Trematoda; Strigeidida; Schistosomatidae. The record is from the annotation of a GenBank genome assembly.
AUGCCUAUCGAAGAAUUUCAAUCGGGGACGUCAGCUGUCCCUGGAAUGCACCAGAUACACUGUCAACGUAAAAUACUUCACUUAUCAUGGCAUCCAAAGAAAUUCCUUACAGUAGCUCUAUCGGGUAAUCAGAUGUUUCUUGUUUCAGGUCAGCCGACAUUCAGUGGUACAUUGCCUUCACAGAAGGAUUCGAGUCAUUGCUCUUCCUGUUUAUCUAAGUCAACUGACGAUGAGAACAACAUAUCUAGUGGACAAUGUGAAGCGAGAUCCACACCUAUAAGAGAUAAAGCAACUUCUAUUUCAUUCAAAAGUUCAAACGUGAAAGCUGCUAAACGUCGUCGCCGACGUUAUCAUCAACCAGAUGGUUCAAAUUUGGUCAAUGCUUUCCCCAACUUAACUGAUAGGAGAGAGAAUCAAAUUUCUGAUAUUGAUGUCCUUCCUGAUGGUUCUGUGGUUCGCGGAAUGGAUUACACAACGAAUUAUGAAGCUGACCACGAAGAUAAUUAUGAUGAGCGACAUACCUCUGAAACACAACUAGAUUCUAUAAGCUCUGAUCCGAAAAGUGAAAGCGUCCCAUGUAUAAAUUCCUUAUUUCCGUUAUCAAGAGAAACAUUCUCAACUAAUUUGAACGAUGUUUUACAGUGAUCAUGUUUUUCUUAUCAUUUUGAUUGUCUUCCUUACCAUGUCUCCAAUUUUUGCCUGACUUCAUCUCAGGGUUGACAUAUUUCCAUUAUCAAUUUCUAAAUCAUCAAAGGUGUCGUUGUUAAUGCUGAAAGAGUAUUUCAUAUAUUUUGGGAUAAAUGCACAAUAGUACAUGCAUAAUAACAUACGCACACACACGUAGGCGGGCAGAGAGACAUGAGUUCAGAUAUUCAUAAUCUCUUCCCUGUAAGAAUGCUGACUCACAAUAUCAUGUUGCACACUGCUAUUUUAUAGUCUUCUAUUAAGAAAUAUAUUUCCUACCCAUCAUUUCCCUUUGCAAUGUCUAUUCAUUCUGAGCUUGAUUGUGUUUCAUCCGCAUAAGAUAUGCGUGCCUUUACAGUACAAAUUAUUGUAAAUGAACUCGAAGAAUUGUAAAUGACUAACUGGAAAUCUUUUCCCUAGGUUGUAUUCCAUUUCAAAAGUAUAACGUUGUAUAUUUUUCGUGCAUUUCUAAUUUAGCAUAAAUUAUACAACAUGAA